AUGGUUGUGUAUGAGAAGGAAAUAUUUGAUGUUGACAAUGUUAAUAUCAGAAUAUUACGAAAAAUAAUAGAGGGCUCACUUCUCAUAAAGGGAUUUGAAUCAGGUGGAUGGAAGUGGGAACCUCUUUUCAGCCAUUCAACGAAGCUUGAGCCAAUUGAAGAAGUCACCAUAAAGUGUGAUUUGUUGGACAUGCCUGCUGUAGGGCAACUGGAGAAGGAUGCCAAAUAUUCAUUGGUUUAUCAGCUUCUGAAGAUUUUUUUGACCCAGAGAUUGGAUGCUUACAUGGAAUUUCAAGCUGCAAAUUCUUCUUUAUUGAAAAGCUAUGGUCUCGUCCAUGAAGAUUGCAUUGCAAAGAUGAGGUUAUUAUCAUUGGUAGAUCUUGGCUCAAAUGAAUCUGCCCGUAUUCCAUAUGCUCUCAUCAAGGGUGUUACUUGUGUGUUACUUGUGCUUCAGAUCAAUGAUGAUGAGGUCGAACUGUGGGUCGUGAAGGCCAUUACGUCCAAAUUGAUUGACUGCAAAAUGGACCAGAUGAACGAAGUUGUGAUUGUGAGGGAGUCUUGGACAUCACCACCACAGAGGUCGCAGACUACUUAAUUGGAGGUGUCAUGACUUGAAGUGGAUAUUUUUAUGGUUCUCUUCCCUUGAACAAUAUUUUAAAUCUCUAUGUUUCUCUCAUCUCACAGGGUUCUCCUUUUUGCAAACUUGUUCGUGAAGUGCUUGUAGAGUUGGAGUUACCACAUUUAGUACGUUGGUAAAGUCUCUUAUACCGUUCAUUUUUCAAGGCACACUAUUAUUAAUUACAUACACUCACUUAUUAAUAUCGUCUAGGAUCUUUGCAUAUAAAUCUUUGUCAAUAUGGCAAUGGCCUUUUAGGUGGUGUAAGCGGUAGAAGGAAAAAAGAUUACUGAGUGUGAAUAUUGAGUAUUAGUAAGAAAAUAUAGGCCUAUACGAAAAUGUUGCCAUUUAUAUCUUAUAGAUGUACAUUAUCACUUCUUAUUUUUUCUUAGUUCACUCUUAAGGCAAUCGGACCACAUAUUCUCAACAGUUUGAGGAAUUGUAUUAAGUUUUUUUGGGAUUUUUGAAGUUUGAGGAAUUUUCUUAGUUUUUUUGAGGAAUUUUCUUAGUUUUUUUGAAGUUUAGCAUUUGAA
Cucumis melo (muskmelon) is the source of this 1148-nucleotide messenger RNA. RefSeq lists its product as uncharacterized. The record is from RefSeq and is a predicted model, not a curated record. Gene Ontology annotation, biological process: cytoplasmic translational initiation. NCBI's taxonomy places the organism in Eukaryota, Viridiplantae, Streptophyta, Magnoliopsida, Cucurbitales, Cucurbitaceae. Gene Ontology annotation, cellular component: eukaryotic translation initiation factor 3 complex. The coding region runs from base 1 to 594 and encodes 197 amino acids. The transcript has 5 exons.